This is a messenger RNA of Clonostachys solani, 269 nucleotides long. The record is from the annotation of a GenBank genome assembly. NCBI's taxonomy places the organism in Eukaryota, Fungi, Ascomycota, Sordariomycetes, Hypocreales, Bionectriaceae.
AUGGGGGUCGCGCCCAGCACAGGCACGGAGGCGCGAGGUGUGGCUGCCGGCCCGUGCGAGCACAAAAUGUAGGUAGACAAGUAUCAGAGCUACGAGAUUGGAGCGACACGACAUACGUCAGUCGCCGGCCGUUGUUGGUUGCUGCCGGGAUCUGGUGGCGCCUAUCCCAGUUCGGGGAAUGGGUCGUGUGCACCUGGAGAAUCCGCACACGGUGCCUCGUACUCCAAUUGCUCUCCAAUCUGCCCACGCCUACCCAAAGUACAUACUGA